Molecule: messenger RNA, 2307 nt
Organism: Branchiostoma floridae (Florida lancelet)
Lineage: Eukaryota; Metazoa; Chordata; Leptocardii; Amphioxiformes; Branchiostomatidae
Product: protein NipSnap homolog 3A-like
Exons: 6
Coding region: 140-922 (260 amino acids)
Cellular component (GO): mitochondrion
Source: RefSeq, a predicted model, not a curated record
CCUUUGAACUCUAUGACCCAAUAAAUUACCGAUUGCGGAAGUGGUCAACAAGUAAACCAAGGCCAGCUGACCAGAGACGCUAAGACAGAACUCUUGAAUUUUUGUCUAGGAGCUCAAGUUUUGGGUAUUAUUGGACAAAAUGCAACAUUCCCUUCUUCGGCUGACGACUUCGUUACUUGCCCAGCAGAAGACUUCAUUCUUCAAGAAAGGACAGCUGGCUGCAUCGUUUGUGCAACUCUCUACGACCCCCGCCGUGCAUGAUGGGGACCGGAAGCUGUACGAGCUGCGCACCUACUCCAUCCGGCCGGACUGUUUCGGGGAGUUCCUGAAGCUCUCUGACGAGAACAUGCACAUGCGCAUGGAGCACUCCAAGCUGAUUGGCUACUGGAGGACGGAGCUCGGCGGCAUCAACGAAGUUGUUCAUAUUUGGGAAUACGACAACUUUUCCCACCGCGCGGCCGUAAGGCAGGCUCUGGCUAAAGACCCAGAAUGGGUCGGCAAGUAUUUCUCCAAGAUUCUACCGAUGAUGGUGAAACAGGACAACGUCGUCAUGCAUCUGAUGCCGUGGUCCGAACAAGGAGUACCGUCCAAGGCUGGAGGUGUGUAUGAGCUCCGUUCGUACCUGAUGACGGCUGACCAGCAAUGGCAGGGCCCGCUCAGGCGUGCUGUACUCGCCACUGAAAAAGCCAAAGUGGUUCCGUGUGAGCUUCUCGGCGCCUAUCAGAGCGAGUUUGGAGAGUUCAACAGAGUUUACCAGCUGUGGUUCAACGAUGGAUUCCAGGCUUUUGAUGCUAGACAGGAGGCAAGAAAGAAAGUCUUCGAGCAUCCUGAGAUCAUAGCAGCAGGCAUGGAACUGGUUCCUUUCGUACAGAAGAUGGAAAUCAAGGCGCUUCUACCGGUCGGUUUCUCACCGAUGCAAUGAACCCACAGCUACCAAACAAAUCUUCCUCGGGCAAAAUCGAAACUGUCGGCCAAGACGUCCUACGGCCACGGACGUAGUUAAACGGUGAAGGCACAUCUUCGUAGUUUGAAUAUAAAGGCAGAUACUGUAAAUGCAGAAACUUUCGCGGUGGUUUAGUGUUCGCGGUUUUCGCGGUGCCCGCUUCACCGCGAGCUUAAAACCACCACGAACAUUUUUCUUUAGCAGUAAGAGACUACAAUGCAUGUUGCUACCGCGAACUUAAAACGACCGCGAAAAGUAUUUUUCCCAUUACCGCGAAAUUAAAUUCACACGAACUUAAAUGCAUUUACAGUAUUCCGUCAUGUCCGUGACCGAAGAAAUUUGUCUUGGACGACAGUUUCAAUUGCCACCGGAACUAGGAGCUUUCUGGCAAUGCCAUGCUGAUAACUUUUAUUUUUGGUGUGAUUUUUUGGUGCUUCAAAUGUAUGAAUGACGGUGCUCUGAAAUAUUUGGAAUAUAAUGAAAGUGGGUUUUGGAAGUAUUAGGCAUAAAAUCGGAUGGCUUCCUGAGUUUUAGGUACAGAAAAGAGUAAGUGUAGUUUUAACCCCUUGUCAUGAAAACAGAACAUUCCAAAAAUGUGUUCAGUUGUGUGUAGGUUUGUUACAGCGCAACCUUAACUUUUUUUAGCUUUGUUGCUGUGUAUCAAUUAAAGACGUACAACUUUCUAACCUUUUAAUAUCACCUAUCAUACAUGCCAAUAUGACAUUAAAUGAUAAUGAAGAAAGGACAAUAUUUUAGGCUAAUUCAAAAGUAAUAUUAACCGGAAGUUGCUGCGUGGACUUGGAUCUUAAUCGGCAAACCGCACCCGUAUGGCAGCUUUUGGUGUCAUCAUCAUCCAUCGCGUUCGACAUCCAAUAAGAAGAUCAAUUGUAAAUUUGUUGAUUACAGUCUUAGCAGCACUAAACCGUUAUUUAGGUCAUCACUUUCAUGCUUAGAAAUAUACUAUUAGCAAGAUUGCCACAGCAGCAAGAAGAACAAAUGUGCUCUUGUGUUCAGGGUUAUGUACACUCCAUUCAGAAACAAAGUUAAACGUUCCGGUGGUAUAUUUUAUGGAAAAUAUGAAUGUACAAAUAUUGUUUAAAUUGUUUAAUUCGUAAUUGAUUAGUUAGACCGUUGAAAAUCAUUCCAAUGGCACUGAGUAUGCCGUGAUCGAAGUUUGCAUUGUUGGAACAAUCUAGGUAUCUAGGUAUUUCGUCAUUAAUGAAUAAACUGAAUGAAUACUUACCAGUUACAACUACAAACAAUGUAUCAUAAUUGCUGUUUCAAAAAGAAAACCGAUACUGCCUCAAAGUAGUCAAUUGUUUUAACUUUAACUGUGGAAAAUGUAAUAAAAUAUCAACCGUCUA